Messenger RNA from Puccinia graminis f. sp. tritici CRL 75-36-700-3, 560 nucleotides. RefSeq lists its product as uncharacterized. The transcript has 2 exons. Bases 1 to 546 code for a protein of 181 amino acids. The record is from RefSeq and is a predicted model, not a curated record. Lineage: Eukaryota; Fungi; Basidiomycota; Pucciniomycetes; Pucciniales; Pucciniaceae.
AUGUUUAUGUUUUCAGGACCGGUGCCAGACUUUCAACGAUCACCUAUAGAUAUCAAUCGCUUAGGAGACAGUGUAUGUCUUGAUGAAGGAGCAGCAGGCGCCGAAGGAGACGACGACCAGCGGUUCAAUUUUUCGGCAUUUUUCGGCUCGUCGCCUGGCCUUUCUACUUUGAAGUCGAACACCAAGAAGAACAAGAAGACUGGUGAAGAUGGAGGAAGUUGGAGAGAUGAUGAUGAUGAUGAUAGUGAUGAAGACUCGGCAGAUUCAGAGGAAUCGGAUGAGUUUUUUGGGUUCACCUAUUUACCGAGCGAUCCGGAUGAGUUUAACCGAGCCCAAGAGGAUCACCAGAGUCGGCAGAGAGCUGAACACAAUCAUCAGCAGCAGCAGCAUCCUCCUCCUCGUCGUCUUGAUAGUCAGCCUAAUUCUCAGCCCACUGUCGUCCAUCAACUCGAACUUGCUUCCCAAUCUGUCGACAAUCUCUUGCUCAAAAUCAACAGACUUAUCGCGCAAUCCGACUCGAUCAUUCUGAACGCUCAGCCUUCUUGAGCUACACUCCAGCC